This is a messenger RNA of Acanthopagrus latus (yellowfin seabream), 1607 nucleotides long. It is a transcript of the gene dxo, whose product is annotated as decapping exoribonuclease. Lineage: Eukaryota; Metazoa; Chordata; Actinopteri; Spariformes; Sparidae. Gene Ontology annotation, molecular function: mRNA 5'-diphosphatase activity. Gene Ontology annotation, biological process: NAD-cap decapping; nuclear-transcribed mRNA catabolic process. The transcript has 7 exons. The record is from RefSeq and is a predicted model, not a curated record. Gene Ontology annotation, cellular component: nucleus; cytosol. Bases 141 to 1388 code for a protein of 415 amino acids.
CACGCUCCUCAUACCUAACCCAGUCAUCAUAGAAAACCAAUCGGGGGCAGUUUAGGGCGGGUCUAAGCAAGCACGCGGAAAUUGCGUUAACCUGUGAUGGUAGCUAGCCACUCAGCUAAUGGAACAAACACUCUGCAGCCAUGGACCACCGCAGAUCUCACAACCCCAACUCCAGCCAACAAAACCGCCAUUCAGCACACAAAAGGAGGAGAGAUGACACUGGAAGAAGACCAAACCACCACCACUCUCAGUCUGGGUCAGCUCCUUGGCAAAACCCACUGAGCUCUCGAGGUUUGAGUACCAGAAGGGAGCUGUAUGAAAGAGACUUUCCUGUGUACAAACAGCCUGUCGAAGUGGGAUGUUUUUCGCUCGACUCUGAGCGGAGAUUCUUCAAUGACAGCAGGCAGCUGAGAUACUACACAGAACCUGACAGAAACCCUAAUUUUGACCUGAAGGAUGGAUACAAGGACCGCUAUGUGAAGAGAGACGAAAAUGUGAAGGAGAAGCUGGACCACAUCCUGCGCUGGAUCUUGGCCAACAGAUCAAAGAUCAGCUCAAAGGCGACCACGGCCUCAUCAUGUGCUUUAGAUGUCGACUUUGUGACGUGGCGUGGUCAUCUCACCAAGCUGCUGACCACUCCUUAUGAGGCGCGGGAGGGCUGGUUGCUGGCGGUCACACGAUUUAGGGGCACACUUUACAUCAGCGAAGUGGAAACAGAGGCUGCUCGCAGGGAGAGAGAGAACCGCACCGAGAGGCACGCAGAGAUGAUGUACUGGGGAUACAAGUUUGAGCAAUACACAUGUGCAGAUAAUGUCCACAGUUUACCUGACCCAGGAGGAGUGGUUAACACUAAUGAGGGCUUCUGCACUGUGGUGCAGACUCGGCUCUCAGAUCACAGACUUCUGUUCUCCGGCGAGGUCGACUGCCGCGAUAAAGAUCCGAAAGCUCCGGCUCCUCCUGCGUGCUACGUGGAGCUGAAGACCUCGUUAGAGAUCACUACUCCCAAACAGCGCAGCAACUUCCACAGGUUCAAACUGAUCAAGUGGUGGGCCCAGUCUUUCCUCCCCGGAGUCCCUCGUGUUGUGGCAGGUUUUCGGGAUCAUGACGGAGUUGUUGUCGCCGUGGAGACGUUCCCCAUCUCUAAGAUGUCACAACUCAUCAAGAGUGAACAGAACUGCUGGAAGCCAACAGUCUGUAUGAACUUCUGCUGUGACUUCCUGUCUUUUGUGAAGCAAACGGCUACUGAGGACGAUCCAGGCGUGGUGUACCUGUUCUCCUUCGAGCCCCACAGAGAUGUGACCUACUCCAUCCACAGGGACUCCCAGUAUUCCUUCCUGCCACACUGGUAUGUGGAGGAGAUAACCCGAAGUCAAGACUCACACCGUUAGUCCUGAUUUACAACCAGGACAUGAUCAGCUUGGACUGUUAGUUCAGACCUCCAAUGGAGGGUGUAUAUACAGUUUUGUUUAUCCUCUGUGAGAGGCUAUGUUGAUUCAUUGUGUUACUGAUCACUAUUAGAUGAUCCAUGUUUGUUCAAGAGUGUGUACUGAGGCAUGUUUUUUUCUCAAUCUUGCAUGUGGUGUAAUAAAACAGUUAUUUCUAAUGUC